Messenger RNA from Argiope bruennichi, 861 nucleotides. RefSeq lists its product as uncharacterized. Lineage: Eukaryota; Metazoa; Arthropoda; Arachnida; Araneae; Araneidae. Gene Ontology annotation, molecular function: nucleic acid binding. The transcript has a single exon. Bases 1 to 861 code for a protein of 286 amino acids. Gene Ontology annotation, biological process: DNA integration. The record is from RefSeq and is a predicted model, not a curated record.
AUGAUCUCAACAUGGAUUUCUCAUUUUGGAAUACCACAGCGUAUUACAUCUGAUCAAGAAGGUCAGUUUGAAAGAAAACUCUUCUCAUCUUUGAGCAAAUACUUCGGUUUUCCAAAAUCCAUAAGAGCACGAUAUCAUCCACAAUCGAACAGAUUGAUUGAGCGACAACACAGGAUUAUAAAGGCAAACUUGAAACGUCAUUUACAAUUAAGCAAAUCUUGGGUAGAGGCUUUACCUUUGGUUCUUCUUGGUUUACGCUCGGCGCUGAAAGAAGAUAUUGGAUACUCUUCAGCUGAGCUUCUCUAUGGCAGUCCCCUCUGUUUACCCAGAGAAUUCGUCACCACGAUCCCUAAUUUCACACACUCAGAAUUCGUCCAAAGGCUACAAAUCCGUAGCAUGAAACCUUCUGCAACGACUACUCAUGACAAUACAAGCAUAUUCGUUUCAAAACACCUUUUGAAUUCCUCGCAUGUUUUCGUCUACAAUAAUGCGACCACUUUAUCUUUGCAAGCAGUUUAUCUUGGACCUUAUGCUGUCAAACACCGAGCAGCAAAGUAUUUUGACAUUGAAAUUAAUGGAACUGUCAAAAGAAUUUCAAUUGAUAGACUGAAACCAUGUUUUACCAUAAAAGACAAUAAUGAGCAGCCCCCUGAAACCUACAGGCACAUGGAUUAUCCAGAUCGGCACACCCAAUGCGAACCGCGGGAGAAAAUUUCAACGCCGGUCAAACACAACCAUACCACACGCAGUGGAAGGACCGUCAAGUUUCCACUCCAUUUAAAGGAUUAUGUCUCCGAAUUGUUUUCACUGGGAAGGGAGUGUGUAGCUUCCUCUAUGUUUUCCUCUUCAUCUUAUUUUUAA